GUUUUGUGCACGACCUCGUUUUGAGAAUUUUUGGUUUGUUUAGUUUUGCCCUGGAAUGAUUCACUUUGCCUUCGGUUGGUGGGCGUUUGUUUGAAAGCUGUUUUUGGUUAUCUUGGCGAGACUAUGGCGAAGGAGAGGAUUGAUGAGGAUUUGGAUUUGGACAACGUCGGUGUCAUUCGAGAAAUUUAUGAUGACAGCAAUGCAAACGAGCACUUCGCUCAGGAGCUGGAGCGCAUGCUGGAGGAGAAGCGUGAUGUUAUUCUGAUAGAGCCGACCAAGAUCGGUGACGAGGCGGCCAAGUGGAUACGCUUUGGGAACUUUCUGCACAAGGGCGCAGUGGUCAGUGGGGCGUGCUGCCUGCUAUGCCCGCUGCUGCUGCCCGGCCGUGUGGCCAUGGUGCACUACCCCCUGGGGUUCAUGAGCGGAGCGUGCGCCAUGCUGUACGGCAUCUCGUGGCAGAGCGACCCUUGCUGCAAGUACCAGGUGGACCUGGACGGUAGAGUCAUGUCACGGCUGCGUGUGGAGCGCCUCACCACCGCCAGCCCGCUGGUGCUCGUGCGGCGAGACGACCGAGUGCGAAAAUACCUGCACAACACCGUGUCCGGCCUAGCUAUCCUGUACACGGCCGUCAAGGCGUACGAGUGGUGGAACGGCUCAUGAAGGCAAGCCACCCCCGCCACCAUGCUGGGGGCAUCGACCGCGUUGGUCGAUGUUUUGUAGAGAACGGAGGAUGAGUGUGCUGCGUUGCGAGCGAGUGGCCUGGAACGUCCUGGCGGUCCGACAUCACCGCAGGGCAGUGUAGCGUUAGCGAUCGUCUUGUGCGCCGCCAAGCUCGGCAGUGUGUGUGUGUGUGUGUGCUUUCGUGGCAGUGCGCGAGUGCAGUGUACGUCAAGUCGCGCGAUUGCGUGACUGUGCCACUGCAGACCGCCUGUGUACAACAUGCUACAGUGCAGUGCAGUGCAGCAGAGUCUCUCCUCCAGUGUAGUAGUAUUGCAACGUGCCCAAAGACAAGGAUAUUGCUACUUGCAACAGCUGUAGCAGCAGUAGCAGUAUUGCUACCACUGCUCACAUGUGCAUAGUCAGCUGGCUGCAAUUAUUUAAAUCUGCCGCCUCGCCGUUCGGCUGCUUGAUGCUUGAGUGCUGGCUGCGGCCAUGUUUUACCAUGGCAACCCUGAAUGCAUCUCACCCGUGCUCACCAAUUCGGAUGGAUUGGAUCUGGCGUCUGUACUGGUAUGGACAGACAUUGCUGAUCACGUUUGCGAGUAGACAUGUGCCAAUGUGCUGUGCCUCUUCGAGCUAGGUCAAUUUAACGUGGAGUACCUAUUUUACCGCUUUUAUGCCGCUGUGUUAUCCUGUUCACCCGCCGCCAUGUUUGUUGUAGAUUGUGUUUUUAUUGUUGUUGCCUGUUAGCUGUUUGGAGUACUGUGGAGAUUGGUGUAGCCCACUGUUCUCAAAGGUAA
Molecule: messenger RNA, 1460 nt
Organism: Sycon ciliatum
Lineage: Eukaryota; Metazoa; Porifera; Calcarea; Leucosolenida; Sycettidae
Product: transmembrane protein 11, mitochondrial-like
Exons: 2
Coding region: 124-660 (178 amino acids)
Biological process (GO): inner mitochondrial membrane organization
Cellular component (GO): mitochondrial inner membrane
Source: RefSeq, a predicted model, not a curated record